Molecule: messenger RNA, 686 nt
Organism: Cutaneotrichosporon oleaginosum
Lineage: Eukaryota; Fungi; Basidiomycota; Tremellomycetes; Trichosporonales; Trichosporonaceae
Source: RefSeq, a predicted model, not a curated record
ACCCUUGUCACUACCAGAACUCCAACUUAUCACUACCAGACACUAUGGCCAAGGUCCCGAGGAGCUUCCGUCUCCUCGAGGAGCUCGAGAAGGGAGAGAAGGGGCUGGGUGAUGGCUCAUGCAGCUACGGCCUCAAGGAUAGCGACGACCUCGAUAUGGAGCAGUGGAACGGCACGAUUCUUGGCCCACCCCACUCGGCGUACGAGAACCGCAUCUUCAGCCUCAGCAUUUACUGCCACAACAAGUACCCCGAUCUUCCUCCAAUUGUCAAGUUUGAUAGUCGCAUCAACCUCCCCUGCGUCGACUCGGUUGGCGUCGUUGACCUGACGCGCGUGCGCUCGCUUUCGCAGUGGCGUCGUGAAUACACGCUCGAGAAUGUUCUCGUCGAACUUCGCCGUGAGAUGGCGUCGCCAUCUAACCGCAAGACGCCACAGCCUCCCGAGGGCUCCGAGUUCCCCCGGAUCAACAUGUUCCAGGUGGCGGAGCAGCGCGGAAUCUAGAGCUGGGGAGAGUGGACUGGAUUCGGAGUACGAACAUGCAGACAGAGAGACCUACACCCUCCAUGAGCGCUUCCGCCACUGGCAGUAGAGUUCGGGAUGUGCGGAAGGACGUAGAAAGCUGACGCACCGCUGACACGUUGUGAUGCGGAAUGACGCCGCGCAGCCCAUGCAAAACCCAUCUCCAGC